Molecule: messenger RNA, 948 nt
Organism: Penicillium cosmopolitanum
Lineage: Eukaryota; Fungi; Ascomycota; Eurotiomycetes; Eurotiales; Aspergillaceae
Exons: 4
Coding region: 1-948 (315 amino acids)
Source: RefSeq, a predicted model, not a curated record
AUGGUUGCUCGGAGAGUUGAGAUGAAAUAUCCAGCAACAUUUGGCCCCCGUUUCCUUGCUGUAUGGUACAUGAAACAGUCCAUCUCGCGAAGCUUCGAGCUUGAGGCCGACUCAUUGAGCUACGGUCUUCAUCUCGCCACCGAGGUCCUUCGAGAUCAAUGGAUCAACAGCGAGCAGGACGUCGUAGCGGAAGAUUUAGGGAGGUUGGAGCAGAAAAAGACGCCGAACUCGAGGGCUCGGAGCGGAAGCGCCCGCAUGGGAUUCCUUAUGUUCACUGCGGUUGCUGAUGAGAACCCCCUCGGCCUCCUGAUCACAGGCCAAAACUCAGCCCAGAUAGACUUUUUGCAAUGCAUCCAUAUUCCCUGUGUUCUCGAUCUGCCUAAAGAAUAUAGGGGCACAGAGCCCCGCAUCCGCGCCCAUAUCGCCAAGCAAAACCCCCAGGUAAAGGCUAUGAUUAAAGCCGUCGACGAAAAGCCACCAAAUAUCCUGGAGCUCGGCAACGAUAUCUUAGUACUUUUCAACGGAAAGCACGAUCAUUAUAACUAUUCUGCCGUUCAGGUAUACGGCAAACUGUCACUAUAUUAUAAUUCGAAGACCCUCAAGGCUGGGGCCUUCCUCGCCCAACAGAUUCACGACUUAUCUCAACACACCGAAACAACAAUCAUAGGCUAUACCGGUGGUAAUAAGCCGCAGCCAUGGACGGUUUCUGAAGCUCCAGAAUCCUACACCGACUUUCUCAAGCGCAACAUUAUAGGAAUUGAGGUCAAAAUCACCAAAAUCGAGGGCAAGUUCAAGAUAAGCCAGGAAAUGCAACCAGAUAAUCGCAAGGGUGUCGCUGAAGGUUUCGCGAAGAUAGGUACCGAGACUGGAGCAGCGAUUUCAGAACUCGUCAGGGAAAGAGCGGAAUUGAGCGACUUAAAGAAAAAUGUUACGAAAGCCAGCCAAUAG